Rhizophagus irregularis DAOM 181602=DAOM 197198 is the source of this 888-nucleotide messenger RNA. The record is from RefSeq and is a predicted model, not a curated record. Lineage: Eukaryota; Fungi; Glomeromycota; Glomeromycetes; Glomerales; Glomeraceae.
AUGUCAAUCUUAAUAAAUAUCAGUACCCUAUCAGAAGAGAUUGAUGAUAAAGUAAUUUAUAUGGAAGACUUGGAAAAAAGAAAAAAAGUACAUGGUAUAUGUGGAGUAUGUAAUGAACCUGGCACAGGAAAUAUUGAUGAAUUAAUACAACAUUCACAACUCAAUGCUCUACAUAAUAUAAAAUGUCUUGAAUGGAUACCUUUUAUACAUUUUGGGAAAUUUCAAAAUGUUACAAAUGUUACUUAUAUUUACAGAGGAGGCUUCGGUAAAAUUUAUUCAGCUGAAUGGCCUGAAGGAUUUAUUAGUUAUUGGAAUAAUGAAAAUCAAAAAUGCCUGAAAAAUGAAAAUGAUAUUAACAACAAAAUUAAUAAAUUGUUAAAAAUUGCAAGCGAUCUGUUAGAUAUCCAUAAUGCUGAAAAAAUUUUACGUGGAUAUCAAUAUGUAAAAGCAGCUGAUAUUUAUUCAUUUGAAAUAAUUAUGAAUGAGUUUCGUUCUGAAGAAAUUCCUUUUAAUAAUAUUCCCCAUGAUUAUACUUUAGCUGUUGAAAUAUGUAAAGGAUUUAGACCGAAAAUUUCUAAAGAUAUUCCAAAAAUUUCUUGUGGAUUUAAUUAUGAAAUAUCAAAUGGAAAUAAGUCUGAAGGUAUUAAAACUUAUACUCAAGCAAUUUAUGCCAGUAGACUUUUAAAUUUCAAAAAUCUUCCGGAACCAAUAAAUUCUUCAGAUUUUUCAUCAUUUCAAUUUAAUUCAGGUAAAUGUUUGAUUUCAAAUUUUAUUUUAUCUCUAUAUUGUUUAAUUUAUAAUUUCAAGAAUGUCUUUGAUGUUCAAAUUAGCGAAUUAGAUCUUAUUGAAAUUAAUCAAGAAGGAAAUGAUUUAAAUGACGAGUCUUGA